CACAAUAGUUUGACAGUCUAACUAACACGGAAGCAAAUACCUGCCGUCACUCAAACCAAUUCUUAUAUUCGUCUUACUUAGAUGUCCUGUCAUUAUUGCAGUCAUGAUGACUUGGCUCCUUGGUUUCGUAUUUUUCGCUUGUGAGAGACUCAUUGUUGUUAAUAGUCAAGGUAUUGUACAUGACAUGCUUGAUAUAUUCUCUUGAUUACGAGACGUUCAGCUCAAAUUUAUUAUUAUGUACUAAUUUUACGCUGCUUAAAUUAACCAAUUUCCUAUAGGGAAGAAACUAUUAGUAUCAAUUAUAUAGAGAUGUUACAAUGCAUGUACCAGCUAUUAAGGUUGAAUGCCAUUCUAGAAUCAGGACUAGAAAAUUUUUAAUAUCAUAUUAUAUAUCUAUAUUAGUGUCAUAAUAAUAAUCCAACUUUCUAUUUUCAACAUCCUGUUUUAAACCACCGCGCAAAUGAUAGAUCAAUCAACGCGGAGUUGUCCCAACGACUAUAUACUGCCUUACUGGUAUUAUUGGUGGCUCAAUGUAUGUUGAUAGGGCAUUCGAUCACUGUAUAGUUGUGGAUUUGUACAAUCAAUAUGGUAUGCUGUUAUUCUAUCACCCUAUAUUGACCCAACGUUCUGAGAAAACCAUUUAUGACAUCAUUAACAUGCUGAUAUACUAUCCGUAGACCAUAAACUAGAUUAUAUAUAUAUACCUACAUGUCCCAAUGCAAUAAUUCUACUGUAUUCUGUAAUAUAUUAAUUUUAGCGAGAUUGACUAUUGGUUAUAACAGGAACGCCGAGCCGCUUAAAUAUACGAAUUCAUGAUAUAUGAAUAUAGGACUUACAAAAUGAUAGUGGCUCGGUUGUGGUGCUAUUAGCCGGACAAUAGUUUGGAGUAAUGUUAUACUUAUAUACUAGUGGUGGUUGUUAUAAAGUCUGGGGGUACCAUCACUACCAUGCAGGGACUGCUCUUCAAGUAGAUCUGCUGCUAUUCCUCAAUUGCAGUGGACAUGAAUGCAUGCAUGAGCGGAAGCCGAUAUGUAACUUGAACAUAAUCCGAAUUUUUUACUGACAACUAAGAAAAUAUCUUACCGAUGUAAAUGUCAAACGAUGAAACAUCAAUUUAACCAUUUUAAAAAAAUACCGCCGGCAAAUAUAGCUUGAGUGUUAACUAAGUAACAUCCAAAGACCUGAUCAUUAAGCAUGGUAAAUGUUAUUCAAUACUCUGACAACAAGCACGAAAAGUGCAAUGGGAACGCUCUCCAUCGUAAAUCUUGGCUGAGUGCACAAGGAUUAGGACAAUUAAGUCCGUUAGUGGAGUUUCGAAGGAGAACCUUUUUUGAAAUAGCUGUAUAUAAAUAUGCUAAUAAUAUAAAUUUGCGUCAAAUUUUCCAAAUUUGGAGGCCUGCAUGACCUAACGUCAGAGUACAUUAGUCAUUACGCUGUACAGAGUGUAUCAUAAAAAAGUAGACAAUCAGUUUGAAUUAGAAACGGCUCUCGAUUUCACAAAUCCGUUCAUGUCAUGAAAUUUUUGAUAAAUAUAGAUUGUUUGGGUACUUAUAAUGUAGAAUACAAAUUUUUUCAACAAAAAGUUUCGUAAAGAUAAAUUUUUAAUGUUGCUAUAAAACACAACUCCUCCUGCUCUCCCCCUCCUGCUCUCCCCCUCCUAACCUUUAUGAAUUUUUUGUUUAUUCUGCAUUGUAUAUAUAAGUACCCAAACAAUCCAUAAUCCAUAUUUAUCAAAAAUUUCAUGACAUGAACGGAUUUGUGAAAUUGAGAGCCAUUCCAAAAUUGUAUACUUUUUUCUGUUACACCCUGUAAUGCCAGUUUUCUUCAGCAAUUCCGCUGGCUUGCCAGGCCCAAGGGCCGAGUCUAAAAUGCGACAGAAUCUAGAUCAAAAUUGCGUUAUAAUAGUUUUCAAUUAUUGCCGUAAAUCCCCUAUUAAUUUGAAUUUGUAAGAUUUUAGUGAUGCAUGACAUUACGUUAUUUUAUAGUUUGGCCACAGGGUACGUACGGUCUACCUAAACCAGUGUCAGGAUGUCCUGCCAACUGGCAAGAUGGAUGGAUAAAACAGGACUUAGAAAACUCAAACCCAAGAAGCGAGUUUUCUGUUGAUCUGAACUUACAUAUAGAAGCAAAUUUAACAGGAGGUGAUAUAAGAAGAAGUUUUUGCAUUAAAACGUCCACUGACACUACAAAAUCGUGGCCUGCAGGUAAAUACAAUGUACCAUUUAAUAUGAGUUUGAUUUUUCCUAUACUAUAGUAGUAAUAAGGGUUUAAUUUAAAAUACAUCAUCUAAAACAAUAUUGACACUGCUUUCUGGACCUGUAUUUCUUAAUUAUUUUGCACACUGUCCAUUGUCUAUGCAUUGCAGUAAUGCAGCAAUAUUAUCCAUUGCAGCAAUAUUAUCCAUUGUGAAUGGCGUUCGGUGUCACUUGAUUUGAUGCAUGCAUAACACUUAUCUUUUCCAUUGUUAUUGGAACAACUUUUUGACAGGAUUGAGAAAUACGCAAUCAAUAAACAAGAUAGUUCUCUAUACUUUUGUUUUCUAAUUAACAACUAUUAGUAUUUUUACACAAGUGAACAUAUUAACAAAUCCUAUACGUUAAUUGGUCAAAUUUGACGUAAUAAGCUGUUAUAUUCACCUAUAGGUGAAUAUAAUAAAACAGAAAUUUUCAAAAUGGCGGCUACCCGUUUUGUGACAAAGUUUUACUGACAAAGAAAUAAGCGAAAUUAAAAUAAAUUCAGUCUCAAAAAACACAAAAGCUUGUGUAAAAAUACUAAAACAAUUAUUCGCCUCAGGCUCGGUGAUUAUCGGGGAAUAUUCACCUCGACUUCGUCUCGGCGAAUAUUCCCCUAUAGUCACCUCGCCUUCGGCGAAUAAUUGUUAAUUGUUGGUUUGUCAUGCAAUAAUAAGUAAUAUAAAGCACAUAUUAACUUAUAAGCGUAAUGCUCCAAAUUUUCCCGAUUUUUUCUGGAGGAUUGUAAUAAAAUAACUUGAAUCAGUCAGCACAUUUUGUGAUAAAUUUGCCAAAUGUCAGUAUAGCCAAGGUGACCUGCUUUCCGGAAGAGUGUAUUGCCCCUCUCGCCUCACUGUCCCAUGCACCUAUGAUGAAGCAAUGAGUAGUCGAUCUGAAUCCCUCUUACAAGGCGAGCAGUAGUAAAUCAGAUACAGAUCGGAUGCGCGUGCUUUACACGUAAAAUACAAAACAUUUGAUAAAUUAACAUUUUGAAAAUAUUUUUUAUGCUCCCAUUAAUUAAUUUUUUUUGUCUUUUUAGUAACGACCAGAAGGCUUUUUUUAUAA
Molecule: messenger RNA, 3296 nt
Organism: Paramuricea clavata
Lineage: Eukaryota; Metazoa; Cnidaria; Anthozoa; Malacalcyonacea; Plexauridae
Source: the annotation of a GenBank genome assembly